Messenger RNA from Oncorhynchus gorbuscha (pink salmon), 639 nucleotides. RefSeq names its product 2-hydroxyacylsphingosine 1-beta-galactosyltransferase-like. Lineage: Eukaryota; Metazoa; Chordata; Actinopteri; Salmoniformes; Salmonidae. Gene Ontology annotation, molecular function: UDP-glycosyltransferase activity. The transcript has a single exon. The annotation marks the transcript as partial. The record is from RefSeq and is a predicted model, not a curated record.
GUGCCCCCCUCCCCCCACUACACCUUCCAGCGUUACCCAGGCAUCUUCAACUCCUCCACAGCCGACAGUUUCCUCCAGUCAAAGGUCAGCAACAUCUUCUCUGGUCGUCUCACGGCGUUGGAACUCUUCGACAUCCUCGACCACUACGCCCAGAACUGCGACGCCGUUGUGGGAAACAAAGAGGUCAUGACCCAACUCAAGGAUGCCAAAUUUGACCUUUUAUUGGUCGACCCCAACGAGAUGUGUGGGUUCGUGAUCGCUCACAUCCUCGGGGUUCCCUACGCUGUCUUCUCCACGGGCCUAUGGUACCCAGCGGAGGUCGGGGCUCCUGCCCCUCUCUCGUACGUCCCAGAGUUCAACUCUCUCCUCACCGAUCAGAUGUCUCUAGUCCAGAGGAUUACCAACACGGCGGUGUACCUGGUAUCCCGUUUCGGUGUUCAGUACCUGGUGUUACCUAAGUACGAGCGCAUCAUGAGGAAGCACGGCGUGGAGCCGCGGGUGGCCAUGCAGGAUCUGGUUCAGGGGAGCAGGCUGUGGAUGUUGUCUACUGAUCUGGCCCUGGAGUUUCCGAGGCCCACUCUACCACAUGUUGUCUAUGUAGGGGGGGUACUGACCAAACCUGCCAGCCCGUUACCUCAG